AUGUCGGCUCAACCCUCCACCACGAAUGGUGCCUCCAGGUCUCCGGCUCCCCAGGCAGCUUCGAAUCCCUCGAAACAGCCAUUGAAGACAAAUUCCGUCGGAAAGACCCUGGACGGUGCUCGUAAGCAGGCCGCGAGUCCUGUGGAUGCCGCUUCGAGAAAAUCUCCUGCCCCGAAGGCUUGGUCUCAGGGCACCAACCCUAUCACACAACGCUCCAAUGCUUCCACGCCCGCUGUCAACGGCCUGCCGAAUGGUACCCCUAAGAAUGCGCAAUCCAAGUCCCAGCAAGAGAAUGGCACAUCAGCCAAGCAUGCCACAGAUAGGCUCCUAUUCUUGCUCGUAAACUACACCGGUAUGGAAGUUAGUAUCUUCCUCAGAAGUGGAGAGCAGUUCAGCGGUAUCUUCUCUGCUGCCUCCACCGAACCUAAUGAUGCUCGUGUCACUCUCAAGUACACCAAGAAGUCGACCCACCAAACCAAUGGCACAGCUGAACAGGCCGACCAGUACAUUGGUGAAGGCCAAGACCAUGUUACAACCUUCAACCUGCAAGACGUUGUAGACCUCUCAGUCAACAACCUUUAUCUGGCUGCUUCGGAAACGAAGGCUCAGCAAGCAGCCGCUCCUGCUUUCCGUACCGACGUCGAGAUUUCUGGCAACCUCAACAUCCGUGAGCGUGAGCUGCAGCCCUGGCAACCUAGUGCAGAUACUGCCAUCGACAUGUCGCUCGAAGACUCGACACGUCCAGGAGAAUGGGAUCAAUUUGCUGCGAACGAAGCUCUCUACAAUGUCAGAAGUGACUACGACGAGAAUCUCUACACCACUGCCAUCAACAGAUCCGACCCUGACUACAGACGCAAGGCAGCCGAGGCAGAGAGAAUCGCUCGUGAGAUUGAACGUAGUGCUCCCGUCAACUCUCACGUCGCUGAGGAACGUCGCAUGAAUGCUGAGAAGGAUGGAGGUCUCGAUGAAGAAGAGAGAUACAGUGGUGUUCGUCGUGAGACCAACAUUACCUCACUCCUGAAGCAAGGAGCACCCAACGCUUAUGUUCCUCCGUCCAGAAGACCUAUCACUAGCCAGCCCACCGUGCCAGGCGCUCCGUUCGACCCAGCUAUUGUCUCGGUCGCUCGCCCUAGCCCAUCAACAAGCACAAACUCGGACAGUCAAGCUGCCUUGUCUAAGCAGCAAGAGCAAAAAUCGCAGGACGAGGCGAAGACAGAGGCAGUCUCGAAGGAAGCACCCGCUACAACUGCUGCACCUGUCCCCGCCCUGCCUACUGUAACGGCCCCCUCUGGAGAAGCAUCGUCUACCGCCUCCAAACCCACUCCUGCUUCGGCUGCCCCUACUGCUGCUACAAAGGCUGUGCCUUCGAUCAAUGCCGGCAAAGGUGCUACUGAAGGAGUUGAGCGCAAGGUGUUGGAUUCAUUCAAGCAGUUCUCCAACACCGAGAAGCUUCGUGUCCAACAGCACCAGCGCGUUCAACAGGAGCGCCAGCGUGCAAGUGCCCGUCAAGAGAAGUCAGUCAAACUGAAUGACCUCAAGAAGUUUGCCGAAAACUUCAAGCUCUACUCGCGUGUUCCCGAUGAUCUCAUUCCUAUUCUGGCCAAGACCAAGGAGAAGCAAAACUUGAUCGUGACAAAGGCCGAGCUUCAGGCUCGUGAGAAGGAGUCAAAGGUGACUUCCGCUGAAGCCAGCCCUGCACCUGCUGCGCCAGUCAAGCCCGAUGUCGCAUCUACUGAGGUCAACAAAACACAGCCAACGAGCCAAACGAGGAGACCUGAAGCCACCAAUGAGCCUGGCUCACCACUGUCACAGAGACAACGCAUGGCUCAAAACUCGCGCCAAAACCAAAACGUACCUCCACGUGGGCCUGGCAUGUCACACGGCAUCCCACCUAGACCCGCGCAGCAGUACAGAGCUCCCACGGCUAACAUGCAGAUGCCCAUGCCUAUCCCCCCGCCUGAAGUUCGUUCUCCCCCUACAGGACCUGCUUCACGAGAGAUUGCUAGUCCUUCAGCUGCUCCGGCCAGGCUUAACGUCAAGGCCAUGGAAUUCAGACCUAACCCGUCAGCGAGCACUUUCACUCCCACAUCGCCCACCAAAGCGAGCCCUCAACCUGCUAAGCGCCCCAGCGUCUCUGCUGCAGCUCCCGUCAAGUUCUUCGCCCGCAAGAAUGAAAAGCCUUUGUCCGAACGGACCCCUUUGAAUGAUGCCUUCAACCCGGUGAAGUACAUGCUCGAGACCGCUGCAGCUGAGGGCAAAACCGAGACGUUCGCCCCUAACGGAGGAAUUCCGCAAGCGUAUCGCACUCCACCAACAUGGGAGGUUGCCGAAGCCAACAAAGACAAGACGUACCGGGACAUGUUCGCUCAGAGUCCUGUCGCCGCUAUCCCACCCAUGCACACUCCCACCAACAGUGUCAUGGCUCACGCACAUCAACUUCCACCUCACCUGCAGAACGUUCCUCCACCCAAUCGAAACCCUGGCUUCUACCCUCCUCAGCCCCACCACCCAGGCCAACACUUUGACGAACAUCGCAUGCAAUACGCUUCGAACACUCCAUCCGUCCAGCCAUCUCCUCGUCUGCCUCCGGCAUUGGCCUAUGGCCCACAGAUGCACCCGCAAAUGCAGCACUUCCCUGCAGGUAUGCCUCCCUACAUGAGUCCCGGUAUGAUGCGUCCCCAGCAAUUUGGUAGUCCUCAAGGCCCUCCUAUGGGUGGUCACAUGAUGGUUCAACAAUCCUCAAACGGACCCUUCAUGAAUGGGCCAAUGGCACAACAGGUACCGAUGUAUGCCUCACCUGUUCCUGGUCAUGUGCAACCUCACUUCCCAGGCCAUCCUGCUCCUCAGCCUGGUCCCGGUUUCGGACGUGGACACCCAAUGAGUCAUCAAGGUUCCCAACAAGGACACCCUGGACAGAUGUACAUGCAAAUGCCGCCCGCUGGACCCAUGAUGAUGCCACAGCAUCCAGGACAGAUGCAGCGUAAUUUCCCCCAAGGACAAUACCCGGGUGGACCUCAGGGCCAGCAUGGCUAUCCUAUGCAGCAUCGUGCCAUGUCUAAUCAGGGGUACAACCACAACCAAAUGACUCCCCGUCAACAUCACGCUGCCCCGCAGCAAGGACCUAGCCCCGGUAUGCCUCCGAUGCACACUGCUGGUCCAGGAGACGAGGGCAAAUGA
Aureobasidium pullulans EXF-150 is the source of this 3177-nucleotide messenger RNA. RefSeq lists its product as uncharacterized. Gene Ontology annotation, molecular function: RNA binding. Gene Ontology annotation, cellular component: cytoplasmic stress granule. The transcript is spliced from 5 exons. The record is from RefSeq and is a predicted model, not a curated record. Gene Ontology annotation, biological process: cytoplasmic stress granule assembly. Lineage: Eukaryota; Fungi; Ascomycota; Dothideomycetes; Dothideales; Saccotheciaceae. Bases 1 to 3177 code for a protein of 1058 amino acids.